Messenger RNA from Gamsiella multidivaricata, 642 nucleotides. RefSeq lists its product as uncharacterized. Gene Ontology annotation, molecular function: transmembrane transporter activity. Lineage: Eukaryota; Fungi; Mortierellomycota; Mortierellomycetes; Mortierellales; Mortierellaceae. The record is from RefSeq and is a predicted model, not a curated record. Bases 1 to 642 code for a protein of 213 amino acids. Gene Ontology annotation, biological process: transmembrane transport. The transcript has a single exon.
AUGAGUCUCUGGGUUAUCCAGCACUUCAUUGACCUUGGGUGGUGCUCCACCGCAAAGGGCAGGACCUGCGGUGCCGCUGCGGGUGACACCCACAUUCUCACCGGCUAUGGUCAAGGCAUCUCCUUGGCCUUCGCGCCUAUCUUUGGCUACGCAAGCGAGCGGUUCAAGAAAUCAUCCGUCCUUGCCUUUGCUGGUUUCAUUGGUGCCAUUGGUUCGCUUCCUUUUGCCUUCACUCAAAAGGCCCCUGCCGACAAGUCUAACUUUGCCUUUGUGACCUUGACAGGUAUUGGUCAGAUCGGUAUGAUCGUCACAGGCAUGACUCUCGUCAACGGUGUCCAUGUUGACCCAAAGUACCGCGGUAGUGUCGCCGGCGUAUUCAGUUUCUGUGGUGCGAUUUCCAUCAUGUUCAUGGCGCGCUUGGGAGGAUAUCUAUUUGAUGCCUGGAUGCAUGGCGCGCCUUUUGUCCUGAUGGGCAUCGCGCAUUUGGCGGUGGCCUUGAUGAGUAUCUAUGUUCGCGCAGUGACACCGAGGUUGGAGAAGGAGGACGCCGCCCGAUUGGAAGCCGAGCAAGAGAAGCAGGAGAAGGAGGCUAAAAAGGUGGAUGAGAACCAUCUUCAAGGAACACUUUUCUCGACUAUGUAA